Molecule: messenger RNA, 420 nt
Organism: Xyrichtys novacula (pearly razorfish)
Lineage: Eukaryota; Metazoa; Chordata; Actinopteri; Labriformes; Labridae
Source: the annotation of a GenBank genome assembly
AUGUGGACAAUCAGCCUGCUAUCUUUGGUUUCUUUGUUCAAUCUGAACAAAACUUUCUGGAGUCCAAUCAAAACUUUUACUGUACCUGAAACUUUAAAUGACAAGAGUCAGAGGAACUCUUUGAGACUUGAAUACAUCACUGGAACUUUUUAUAAUCUGCAGCAGCAAAAGAACGUCUUCCUGCAACAAGCUUUCAAUGAGGAAAAGAGACAAAAUGUCAACUGUCUGGUUGCUUUUUUCUGUGCUCUAAUUGGUUUUAUAUGUUGUAAAUACAUUACCCAAGACUUUCACAUGACUUUCAUACAACCACUUGAUUCCUCACUUUGUUACAGAAACAGAAAUCUCAGACAAGACCCAGUUAGCUGUCCUCUAGUGCCCCCUUCAGGAAGAAUAUCAUUACUGCAUCAGGGGGUUGUUUGA